AUGAUCAUUAAAAAAACAUAUGCCCUUGCUGCUGGCUGGAACGAUACAAAAAAACACAACAAAGAGACAUUCAAGAUCUGGCACAAAUUAAUUGAUAACAAAAUAAACAACAAUAAAGGCGUUCUUUAUGCUGUUCUUACUGGAAAGAUCAAUAAUAUCACGGUCAUUGAUCUUGAUAUUUUAAAGGCUGAGAACAGGAAUGAAGAAUUUGAAAACUUGGUGCAAUCUGCUGAAACCUUUCAAGUCUCAACACCAAAAGGCGAACAUCACUAUUUCCUAUAUUGUCCAUAUUUGAAAAAUAAAAUUGGCUUUCUUGGUUAUAUUGAUAUCCUCAAUGAUACAAAAUGCGUCAUUGGUGCGGGGACACUCCGUGAUGAUGGAUUUUAUAGCAUUCUUGAAGAAAAUGAGUUAAAACCCAUCUCAAAAGCAUUGUUUGAUUUUAUCCCAGAUAAUUUAAAAAAUGAUUUUGAAAAAGAUUAUUACAAGCUUAUGAAUAAUGCGGUAUUUGGUAAGACUAUGGAGAAUGUAAGAAACCGUGUUCAGGUCAAACUACCAACUACAUUAAAGAAGGCUCAAAAAUAUACAAACUCACCUAAUUGUACUAAGUGGGAAAUUAUAGACGAAAACAUGCCUUUAGUUUCCUUGAAAGAAAAAAAUGUAAAACUAGAUAAACCUAUUUAUGCCGGUUUCUCUAUAUUAGACUUGUCAAAAUAUUUAAUGUAUGACUUCUAUUAUAAUAUAAUGAAACCUAAGUAUGGUCAAAAUCUUAAGCUUCUAGCAACUGAUACCGAUAGCUUCUUCUUUGCUGUGUAUACAGAAGACCUUUAUAAAGAUAUUUGGGAUAUGCGCGAACAUUUUGAUAUGAGCGAAUACAGCAAAGAGAACCCAUUAUAUGAUGAAACAAAUAAAAAGGUUAUUGGAAAAUUUAAGGAUGAAUUAGGGGAUAAUAUUAUGAGCGAAUUCAUAGGAGUACGACCUAAAUGUUAUUCUUAUAAGAAACAUAGCAUUAAAGACGGAUAUAAAAAUAUAAAGAAAUUAAAGGGUGUUCCUUCUUCAAUUGUAAAAACAGAUAUAAAACACGAAGACUAUGAUAAAUGCGUUAGUGAAAAUAAGCCCCUUUCUUGUAAGGUACAUGGUAUUCGAAGCUCAAAGCUUCAAAAUUACGCAAUACAACAGGUUAAAACAGCUUUGAGUAAUACAGAUGAUAAAAGAUACUGGGAUUUAUCUUUAGGUUAUCAAAGUCUAGCAUUAGGACACAGGGAUAUAAAAUAA
Molecule: messenger RNA, 1272 nt
Organism: Guillardia theta CCMP2712
Lineage: Eukaryota; Cryptophyceae; Pyrenomonadales; Geminigeraceae
Exons: 1
Coding region: 1-1272 (423 amino acids)
Source: RefSeq, a predicted model, not a curated record